ACGGACACCUGCCACCGCCGAGUGACUCGAUCCAGCGCGCCCCUGUCCCUUCCCCCACCACAGCACCUCGUCCAACCCUAGCCGCCACGGGCAGGAGACGGCGCAGAGCACCUCGUCCGACGGCGGCCGCCCUCCCCGCCGCCGCGAACCGUCAACCUCGUCCGUGAAUCGACCGCCACAGCACGCAGGCGGCGUCGAUUCUCUGUCUCCCCCGACCACCUCUUCAGCCGCCGCCGCCCCUAAUCAGCAGGCGGAGAUGAAGCCAGUGGUGGGUAUCGUGGUGUCGAACAAGAUGCAGAAGUCGGUGGUGGUGGCGGUCGACCGCCUCUUCCACAACAAGGUGUACAACCGCUACGUCAAGCGCACCUCCAAGUUCAUGGCGCACGACGAGGCCGAGGGCUGCAACAUCGGCGACAGGGUUAGGCUGGAUCCUUCUAGGCCAUUGAGCAAAAACAAGCAUUGGAUUGUUGCCGAGGUUCUUCGAAGAGCUAAGAUGUAUGUUCCACCGCCACCUGCACCAAAAGCUUCUGCUGCUACAACUCAACAAAGUAGCAGCAAAUCAUCUGUUUGAUGAUCCUCAGAGGCAAACACAUACAUGUCUUUCAGAAUGUCUCUUCUUUACUGACUGACGGCGUGUCCAGAGAACCAUCUCAUUGAAUAAACAACGGCUGCUAUGAAAUGUUCUUUUUUGUGAUGGUCAUCAUGUUCAAUUUAUUUGUUUGCGGUCCGAAACUUGGUGAUCCAGAAUUUAUGUUGGACCCUAUACCUUCGAGUUUGCCGCAGCAAAAUUCAUAGUAGGUACGUAGAACUUAAGCAUUUCUUCAUAAUAGUUCUCCAUACAUGGUGGAGGCCGUGGUGGUGUUCAUGGCGGAGCUGAGACCCUGGCAUGGGAGAGAGCUGCCGGCCAUUGGAUGUCACCGGUAGCUAGUAUGCUCAUUGUGGCUCACUGUUGCCGUCCACCGGUGAAAUUAAAUUCCUGGCAGGAGAAUUGCAAGUUUGCUCACGUUUGUUGAAUGUACCCACGCUUGAAUAUAUGCUGUUAAUGUGGACCAUUCUUGUAAAACAUUUGUUCUUCACAUGGUAUCUUUUUUUCUUGUGGGUCA
Molecule: messenger RNA, 1103 nt
Organism: Triticum dicoccoides
Lineage: Eukaryota; Viridiplantae; Streptophyta; Magnoliopsida; Poales; Poaceae
Product: 30S ribosomal protein S17-like
Exons: 2
Coding region: 257-571 (104 amino acids)
Biological process (GO): translation
Cellular component (GO): ribosome
Molecular function (GO): structural constituent of ribosome
Source: RefSeq, a predicted model, not a curated record